Messenger RNA from Cokeromyces recurvatus, 891 nucleotides. RefSeq lists its product as uncharacterized. The transcript has a single exon. NCBI's taxonomy places the organism in Eukaryota, Fungi, Mucoromycota, Mucoromycetes, Mucorales, Mucoraceae. The record is from RefSeq and is a predicted model, not a curated record. Bases 443 to 670 code for a protein of 75 amino acids.
UUUUUUUUUUUUUUUUUUACAAAAUAAACGAACAAUGCUAAGCAAUCAAAUCUCUGUUAAAUAAAUAGUAAACAGACCCCAAGAGUAGUUGGCAUAGUUUUCCAGUAGUUCUAAUUCUCACAUCUUAUUCUUGUUAUCAUAAUGUAAUUGAGGUCAAUAAACAUCAAGUAGUCGAUAUAUGAGAAUACACCUUAAUAGAUCAUGUUAAAAAACUACAAAAGGAUUUGCUUUUCAAUGAUAGGUUUGAGGGCGGCUAUCAAGUCGUUUGAAUAUUUCUAAAUUCAUAUUGUGGUAUUUUGGACAACACUUGCUUGUUCUAAAUUCACCUAUCAAGUAUACAAAAUAAUUGUGCUUCUUUAUCAUUCUUUGGAAUCCUAUACCGUUCACAAAUCGUCACUGGUUAUCUUGUGUAGGGCACAGACCAGUUUUUUGAUCUUCUCCUAUGAAUAUUUUCAUGAAUAAAAUGAUACAAGAGACUAUGUCACUCAGGGUUAACAGUAACACAUCGUUCAGCUAUUUCUUCAUGCUUUUUUUUUCUCUGAAUAGAGAUCAUUUAUAUAACGAGUUUGAUCUACUUGUAGAUUGGGUCGAGUGUAAUAGCUUCGUGCUUUUUUUCUUGAUUAUCGAAACACUUAUCUCUGUCAGUUUGGCUAUUUUCACAAAAUCGUAAAACACCCUUCUUCUUGAUAUCUGAAAGAUACAGAAAAAGUUUAAAUUAAUAACAUAUUCCUAUAAGGCUAAUUUAUCUCUAGUAUGGCUGGUCCAAGAGCGAAUAAGUAUAUUUUGGCAUAAAUUUUUUGAAUCGAUGAUUACAUAACAAGGGGACUACAGUCUGUGUAAACGGAAGGAUUCAGUUCUAUACAGGUAUAUUAAGAUUAACAAAUAUACAAG